Magallana angulata is the source of this 1760-nucleotide messenger RNA. RefSeq names its product leucine-rich repeat-containing protein 14-like. Gene Ontology annotation, molecular function: protein binding. The coding region runs from base 96 to 1673 and encodes 525 amino acids. Gene Ontology annotation, cellular component: cytoplasm. Lineage: Eukaryota; Metazoa; Mollusca; Bivalvia; Ostreida; Ostreidae. The record is from RefSeq and is a predicted model, not a curated record. The transcript has 5 exons.
UAAAUUCCUGUGACACUUUUCAAUGGUGCUAUGAUCUAUGAUCUGAUGAUAAUGGAAUCACUCAAUCACUGAAUCAGUAGUCUGAUACCUUAAUCAUGCAGACAACGCUUUGGUAUGACAAUUACCAAGGAGCGGUGUAUCCUUUAGAUCUACAUGCUGCUCCAGCGAUCGGUCGUUUCCAGAAAUCGACGCCUUCUCUGGUUGAAACAUGCUGCAAAUUCAUUGUGCGAGACUCAAACUUUACUUCAUACAUUGUUAACAUUGUUCCAAAGGAGCUUCGAGUGUGUUUGAUGAAAGAAGCUUUAAAGGAGAACAAAGACAGAGCCAUUGAAGUUUUGUUAUCCAACUGGCACAUGGAAGCGCUGGUUUUGAGAGAGCUUACUCCAAAUAUAUUCACGUCGCUAAAACCUUUGCAUGACACCUAUUACCUCUCUGAUAUUGUAAGACAAGGACUGCGGUAUACAACAUGUCUGGCCCACACUUUUCUAGAAUGUGUGAAGAAGAAGAUGCCAACUAGGUUGCGCUAUCUUGAUUUGUCUGGAUUUCCAACAGCUGAAGUCAUCUUGUACUACCUCGCCACACACUGUAUGCUUGCCCACAAUGAGGCCCGACAGACCGCCAUGGUCAACAUGUACAACACUGCCAUCCAGUACCUCCCAACCAACAGGACGUCCAUGCAUGCCGAUAACUGUCUGCCAGAGUCCGUGUUGGUGAUUAAACUCGAUGCAUUUGUGACAUCAGACCAGACUCAUGCUGAGUUGUGUAAAGCUUUGAAGGUGUCAGGAUUUCCUGAGAGUAAACUGAGACUGUGCAUUGAGAAAUUGGAUGCCACAUGCCUUGGAGAACCCAAGAUUACAAUAAUGUUGAAACAAAUAGACAGAAGGUCUUUAAAAGGAAUUAGACUCAAGUACAACUCAUUAACUUGUGAUGAAUUCAUCAAGAUGGAACCAGAACUAAGAAGAUUUGAGAAUCUCACUGCCUUAGACCUGUCAUGUAACACCAUCCAUCUUUAUCAAAAUGACACUGUCUGUGAAAGAAUGUCAGAAACUCUAUCCCUACUUCCACAACUUACAAGGCUUGAUCUAAGCAACAAUCGCAUCAAAAACAGGCUGCGGCACAUACUACAGAACAUGAACCAAUCGCUGAGGUACUUGAGACUCUGUGGAUGCGGUCUGACCAAUCUAGAUUUGACCUAUCUUGCCCAUUCCCAUCAUGCCCCAGCACUCCAGGAAGUGGAUAUCAGCGAGAACACUUUGACGGCUUGUACUAGAAGUCUUGGUCAGUUUUUCUGUGAAGCUGGCUCUAGUCUGUGUGUGUUUGAAGCAGAAGAUACAAAACUGACUGAUGAGGUCUUGCUGAACCUUGUCCAUCAUUUACAAAGCCUAAAAAACUUGUUGUACAUGAAUAUUGCAGAAAAUAACUUCAGCGCCAAUACUCUUCAGUGUUUUAUGCAGGUUUUUGCAUCACUACCUGCAGUGACUACUGUGCGCAUUCCAUAUUGUAGGGAAUGCUAUCGGUUGGAUGAAACAAUCACAGACGAUAUGAUUAGCAUGAGGAAAAUGCAGUCUAUCGUGGACCUUUAUGCUGUGACUGAUCAAGUCAGGGGCGAACACAAGGAAAGAUUAAAAAUUGUUGCCACUGAAAUGUCAAGAAUUGAUAUGGAACAUAUAUAAUGUAUUUAUUAUAGAUAUUUAUUACUGUAAUUAAAAUCUGAUUUUUCUUUUAAAUGAUCAAAAUAAAAAAAAAACAAAGUACCAGUA